Messenger RNA from Lonchura striata (white-rumped munia), 3042 nucleotides. It is a transcript of the gene PAPSS1, whose product is annotated as 3'-phosphoadenosine 5'-phosphosulfate synthase 1. Lineage: Eukaryota; Metazoa; Chordata; Aves; Passeriformes; Estrildidae. Gene Ontology annotation, molecular function: ATP binding; adenylylsulfate kinase activity; sulfate adenylyltransferase (ATP) activity. Gene Ontology annotation, biological process: 3'-phosphoadenosine 5'-phosphosulfate biosynthetic process; sulfate assimilation. The record is from RefSeq and is a predicted model, not a curated record.
CGUGGCGGGGCUGCCGUGGCUCCCUCUCCCCUCAGCCGCCUCCCUCCUUCCCUUCUUCCCUCCUUCCCUUCUUUCUUCCUUCCCUCCCUCCCUCCGUCCCUCCCUCCCUCCGGGCCGCGGCUCCUCCCUGCACCACCUUUGGCCGAGUCGCGGGAGUGCGCAGACGGCACAGCUCCUCGGCGGCAGCGGCUUCAUCCGCGCCGAGCAUCAGUCGGGAAGGCGCGUCCUCCUCCCCUGCCUCCUCUUCUCGCUGCCCCGAGAGCCAGUGCCAUGGAGCUGCCCGAGAGCCAGUGCAAGAAAGUCAAGCUGAGCAACAGGGUGCCGAGCUGGGGAAUGCAAAGGGCAACCAAUGUUACCUACCAAGCUCAUCAUGUCAGCAGGAAUAAGAGAGGCCAAGUCGUAGGAACAAGAAGUGGUUUUCGUGGCUGCACAGUCUGGUUAACAGGACUAUCUGGUGCUGGGAAGACUACAGUGAGCAUGGCACUGGAGGAAUAUUUAGUAUGCCAUGGUAUUCCAUGCUACACAUUGGAUGGUGACAAUAUCCGCCAAGGCCUUAAUAAGAAUCUGGGUUUCACACCAGAAGAUAGAGAAGAAAAUGUGCGUCGUAUUGCUGAAGUUGCUAAAUUGUUUGCAGAUGCUGGCUUGGUGUGCAUUACUAGUUUCAUCUCUCCUUAUGCUCAGGAUCGUAAUAAUGCCAGACGAAUUCAUGAAGGGGCAAGUUUGCCUUUUUUUGAAGUAUUUGUGGAUGCUCCAUUGCAUGUUUGUGAGCAGAGAGAUGUUAAAGGACUCUAUAAGAAAGCCAGGGCUGGAGAAAUUAAAGGUUUUACUGGGAUUGACUCCGAGUAUGAAAAACCAGAAGCCCCAGAGCUUGUGCUGAAAACUGAUUCCUGUGAUGUAAAUGAUUGUAUACAACAAGUUGUGGAACUUCUUCAAGAGAGGGACAUUGUACCAGUGGAUGCCUCUUACGAGGUAAAAGAGCUUUAUGUGCCAGAAAACAAGCUACAGUUGGCCAAAACUGAUGCUGAAUCUCUGUUAACCCUCGAAAUAAAUAAGGUGGAUAUGCAGUGGGUACAAGUGCUAGCAGAAGGUUGGGCAACACCCCUGAAUGGCUUUAUGAGAGAGAGAGAAUACCUCCAGUGCCUUCACUUUGACUGUCUCCUUGAUGGGGGAGUUAUUAAUCUGUCAGUGCCUAUAGUGCUAACAGCUACUCAGGAAGACAAAGAGAGGCUCGAUGGCUGCACAGCAAUUGCACUGGUGUAUGAAGGUCGCCGCGUUGCCAUUCUCCGUAAUCCUGAAUUCUAUGAGCACAGGAAAGAGGAACGCUGUGCUAGGCAGUGGGGAACGACAUGCAAGGAACAUCCCUAUAUCAAGAUGGUUAUGGAGCAAGGGAACUGGCUUGUAGGUGGAGAUCUACAGGUCCUUGAUCGUAUUUAUUGGAAUGAUGGACUUGAUCAAUACCGCCUCAGUCCAGCUGAACUAAGGCAAAAAUUCAAGGAAAUGAAUGCUGAUGCUGUGUUUGCAUUCCAGUUACGCAACCCGGUGCACAACGGGCACGCUCUUUUAAUGCAGGAUACUCAUAAGCAGCUUCUGGAACGUGGCUACCGGCGCCCAGUUUUGCUCUUGCACCCCCUUGGAGGCUGGACAAAGGAGGAUGAUGUUCCUCUUAUGUGGCGCAUGAAGCAGCAUGCCGCGGUACUGGAGGAGGGAAUCCUGAACCCAGAAACAACAGUGGUAGCUAUAUUCCCUUCCCCCAUGAUGUAUGCAGGACCAACUGAGGUUCAGUGGCACUGCAGAUCCCGGAUGGUUGCAGGAGCUAACUUCUACAUUGUAGGGCGAGAUCCCGCAGGGAUGCCCCACCCUGACACUGGGAAAGAUCUGUAUGAACCAACCCACGGUGCCAAAGUGCUCACAAUGGCUCCAGGCCUCCGAGCACUGGAAAUUGUACCCUUCAGGGUUGCAGCCUAUAAUAAAAAAAAGAAGUGCAUGGAUUAUUAUGACUCUGAUCACCAUGAAGACUUUGAUUUUAUAUCGGGGACCCGCAUGCGCAGGCUGGCUCGAGAAGGACAAAACCCACCAGAAGGCUUCAUGGCUCCCAAGGCUUGGACUGUGCUGACAGAAUACUACAAAUCCUUGGAGAAGGCUUAGGCCUCUUAUUAACUGCAGAUCAACCUUUGACGCCUGAUUUAUUUACGAGAAGGGGACCACACAGUCACCAUUCAUGUUGCUUUGUUGUGGUGUCUGUCAGGAAGUUCUCUGAAAACAGACUCUUUCUUCCUAACUUAGCAUCAUUCUUUGCCUGCCCUUAUGGGUUCCAUUAUGUCCUGGCACCUAACUAGCUGCUGGUUUUAAUGUCUUCUCUUUUAUUACAGUUAAUAUGCUUGCAGUAGAAUUUUUAACUCCUGUAUUUUUUUUUAUAUUUUACUGCCUCUGUCCUGAGUUCUGCAGCUGUUAAAUAGAUGCAGCUUUUUCAUAUUUUAUUUAAGCUGCUGGGUAGUGUCUGAUUUUUGUAGUUUGUAGGAGAAAAUGUAAGAGUUAAUCCCUUAACUAUGGAUAGAUUAUCUAUAAAUCAAAAAAGUGAAGAAUGUUUCAAAAUAUCUGUUAAAGUGUCUUCAUCUUUGUCUCAUCAUUAUCAUCUCCAGAAGCACUUAAAAUUUAUUUCUUACUAAAUGUAAUCAAAGAGCAGAGGGGGUUUUUUAUGUAGCAUAAUUAAAAUUUUGCUUUCUUUGUUUAAUUUCGGAGUUCAUUGAGUUGUAAGUUGAUUCUCCUCUGCUGUGGACCUGUAAAGAUGGCCAAAUAAUGAAUAAAAGAAAAUAUCUAGUUUUUACUUUGAAUUGUUAACAAAUUCAUGUAUUGUUUUUGUAUAUGCUUGCUGCCAUAGGUGUCAGUUGGGUAUGUUUUAUUUCAUUUGAUGUAACUUACUGUUUUUUUGUUCCAGAUAUACUUAAUCAACCUACUACAACUUUUUUAAAAGCAUGAUAGCCCAAACUUAAUUUUAUGUUUAAUUAUUGCAAGAAAAAUAAAGAAAAUCCUUAGAUUUUGGCA